AACAGGUGUCAAAACGAGGUUGAUUGGAUGUUCAUCAGCGGUUUUUUAGAUUUAUUUUAAUAAAUAAAAGACAAUAUACAUGCAUUAAAAUAUAUAUAUUUUUAAUUAAUUAUUACCAUGUUUACAUUAGGAUCACGUAACAACAAAAUUUUAACCAAGAUGGGUUAAAUGUUGAUGAAAGUAAAGAUUGUCAAGAAAAUACACUUGACAAUUUUAUUACUUGACUACAUUGUAAACAUAUACAAAAUGAUUAUUCUUUAUAUUUUGUGCACAAUCUUCAGCGUUUUGACCAUUCUUUAUUGGAAUGGGAUGUUAUGGUGCUGUUUCUAUGGAUUAUUAACUAUAUUUUGUCUCCUUAUUGGCCCUUUAGUGGUUAUGUUAAUAAAUAUAGCAUUAUCAUCAAAGCAUCAAACAGGUGUUGGCACUGUUAAAACUCUUGCUGAGAUGGAUGCUUUUCAUAAUUUAUUGAUGAAGGGCUAUGAAGCCAAAUUAUCAAAUGUUAAAAAGCAAUCUCGCUAUCCAAUGAUCUUUAGUCGUUUAGUUGAUGGAGCUUUACAGAAUCUCUUGGAUUUAGUAUUUCAAGAUUUUAUUGGUUGUUGGCUUAAUGAUUUAGCAUUUAAUUCAGAUCAGAUAUUAGAAAAUAUGAAACAAGAUGUAUGGGGUGCUAUACAGAGUCUCCAUGAUCGAUUGUUAAGAGUCGAUCAUACUAAGCUAGUAGUGUUUAAUAUAGUCAAUAAAGUAACUUUCCAUUUUGAAAAAAUUAGAAUUGCACAGGAAGCUUCAUCAAUCGGUGAAGAACCUGUUUUCAUUUUAUCAUCACAUUUGAUGUCACCUACAGCGGAAUUGGAGUAUUUAAGAAAAGUUAGUGAAUUAUAUAUAUUGUUUCUAUUGCCACGCAGUUACUCUCUUUCCCCAGCAAAAUUUCUCUUGAGGGAGGUUCUUACAUGUAAAAUAUUGAAACCAGCGAUAGAUCUUAUAACCGAUCCUGAUUAUAUCAAUCAAAAGAUAUUGUUGUAUAUUGAACAGCAGCAACUUACAGCUGCUAUGCAUAAAAAAACAUACGAGUAUGCAGAAUCAUUUGAAGAUUUUCUUCGUAUGAUUAAAAGUUCUCGGGAUUUAGAGGUUCUUAAGCAUAUUAGGUUAAAUAUUGUAAUAGAAAUUAUGCAAGCUACAACGGUACAAAAUGUAAAAAGGGCACAGGGUUUGGAUCCUGAUCAUAAUGCAUUUGGAAAGUCUGAUUUAAAUGAAGCAAGAAAAUUAAAAAGAUAUAUUAGUCAAUUGACCUAUGCAAAAAAUACUUGUGAAUGUCAUAUGCAGUCGUUAGGAUGGGAUGGCUAUCCUGUACAAGAUAGUGGCCCAACAGCAUUGAUGGAUGAAAGAAGAGUAUUAUCUUUACAAACAAUUUUAGAUAACAUCAUAGGUCGUAAAUAUUUAUCUCAAUUUUUAGAACAAGUCUCAAGUCAAGGAUUGAUCGGAUAUUGGGCUGCUGUACAGGAAUUGAGAUCUGCCAAUAGAUCUAAUUGGCAUCAGCUUGGAGCUGAAAUUUUUUAUACGUAUAUUAGAUCACCGACUGCCGAAAUAAAAGUUGAUAAAAUUAUAAGAAAAAGAAUGGAAAGUUUCUUAUUAGGGGAUAAUGGACCAACUGUGUUUUAUGAAGUCCAAGAAAGCGUAGUUAAAACGAUAGAAGAAAAAUAUUAUUCAUCAUUUUUGGUCAGUGAACAAUAUAAAAAAAUGCAAGAGGAAUUGUUAAAUGCGAGAGCGGAUGGGUUGGUGGAGGAUCAACAAACGGUCGAAGGAGCUUUAUCUGAAAAUUCAUCAUUGCUUGUCGGAGAACAUUCCAAUUAUGCACGUAGUAAAUUGGACCAAUUACAAGAGAAGCUGAAUAAUAAAAUGCAAGCUUUGCAAGCACUUAAAUCUUCUCUUAAGCCCGAAAGCAGAGUUUUAAGUAUUCUGGGAAAGGAAGUUGAAUGGUUGCAAGGUGAAAAAAGACAACUAGAAGCUCACUUGAGUCAUUCUGAAAUGUGGGUUGAACACUUGGGUCGAUGGAAAGCUGAUGUACAAAGUGCAGAUAUACCAGAAAACGGUGAAGCACCGCAAUUUGUACUGGUUAUACAUAUGAUAGAAGACGAUAACAAUGAGCAAAGUAUAUCCAGCGGUUGGGUAGUUCUUAGGAAAUUACAAGAGUUUCAGGAACUUCAUAGGCAAUUACGUCAAUUAUGUUCUUACGUGAAAACUUUCGAUUUACCGUCACAACCACUAAAAUUCUUUGGGAAAUCCGAUAAGAACACUCUCGAAAAAGCUAAAAUGCAAAUACAAAAAUAUUUAAACCUCGUUUUGGAAGACGAAAGGCUUAAUCAAAGUGAAGCUUUAUAUGCUUUUCUUUGUCCAAGUUCGGAACAUUUAAAACAUGCAGCGCCUUCUCCUAAAAAAUCACGAUUUUCAUUAUCUACAUUCUUCAAAACUACAUCUGGAAAUAAUAGCGAGUCUCGAGAUAAAGAAGAAGAGGAAGAUUAUUCACUACUUCUCGAUGAUAACGAUACUAAUCGAUCAGCAACAGAUUCUUAUAUCGGUCCUGGAAAAGAUGCCAUAGCUGAACCAUUGUAUGCAUUAUUAGGAGAAAUUUUUGAUCUUAGGGGUGUAUUUAAAUGGCUUCGUCGAUCACUCAUUACCUUUGUACAAAUUACUUAUGGUCGUACGAUAAACAGGCAAAUCAGGGACACAGUUGCAUGGGUAUUUUCUGAACCGAUGCUUCAUUAUUACAUUCAAUUGUUUACGAAAUCCUGGUGGCCGAACGGUCAUUUGGUAUCUGGGACAAUACCAAAAACAGAUGAAGAGAAAUUAAAGACCCGAGGAGAAGCUCGUAGACAAAUUUUAAAUAACGUACCUGAGGUCCUAGCUAAUUUAGUAGGAGCACAAAGUGCGCAACGUGGACUAAUAAAAGUCUUCGAUACCUUACAAAAUGUUAAUCUUAAUAAACAAUUAUUUUAUGAUAUUUUCGAAGUGGUGAUGUAUGAAAUAUUUCCUGAAUUACAAGAAAAGUAAAAAAGAAAAUGUGAUUUGGUCGAAAGAGAAAACAAAAAUUAACUCGUCAUCGUGGUAUUACUGCCGUAUAAUAUUUUUAUUCAUUUAAUCGGAAUGAUGAUAGUUCAUUGCAUCGAUUAAUCAAGUGUGCAAUUUUAUCUCUGACAAAAUACUGUGAUUUAGUAUAAUUCGAGAAAAACUUUUUUGCCACACCUCCCUCAUUGUUAUUGUUAUUGCUCUCCUUAUUCUACUACAUUAUUAUUUUCUUUUUGUUUUUUUUAAAUAGUCUUAUUUACUAUUUUAUAUUUAUGUAUAUAAUUAUAUGUAUAUAUUUUUUUGCUUGCAUAUUGUCGUAAAAGUGAUACAUUGAUUAAUUAUUGUGACAAAGUGAAAUAAAUUUU
Messenger RNA from Polistes dominula (European paper wasp), 3422 nucleotides. RefSeq names its product sorting nexin-25. Gene Ontology annotation, cellular component: intracellular membrane-bounded organelle. The record is from RefSeq and is a predicted model, not a curated record. Lineage: Eukaryota; Metazoa; Arthropoda; Insecta; Hymenoptera; Vespidae. Gene Ontology annotation, molecular function: phosphatidylinositol binding.